Dracunculus medinensis (Guinea worm) is the source of this 2706-nucleotide messenger RNA. The record is from the annotation of a GenBank genome assembly. Lineage: Eukaryota; Metazoa; Nematoda; Chromadorea; Rhabditida; Dracunculidae.
AUGCCACAUAUUCCUAUCGAAAGAAUUCUCGAAGCUGAAGAGAGCGAGCGUCAGUGGAAAGAGCAGAUCGAAAGGUUACUACUGGAAGGUGCAGAGAAGCUCGAAAAGCCACCAGUAUUUCGUCGUGGACGGAAGUACGUUAAUCACCUUUACGAAUCUGAUUCUUCGGAUGAAGACAAUGACGAUGAUGGCGAACAGAUAGAGGAGGAAAGAAAAGGGAACUCGGAGGUUCCAAUGGAUAAAACAGUAUCUGAAGAAGAAGGAAAAUACAGACGUGAAUUUGAAUUGAGGAAACUUAUAUGCAAAAAACAAAAACAAGAAAUUGAUGUGCGGGAAGAUUUUAAUAUAGCAGUUGAUGUACCACCAUCACCGCACUUUAGUGCCACUAUUUUGGAAACUUCAAGCCUGUUAUCGCAGAAUACCUCCAUAGUAAUGGAACUUUGUCAGAACGAUACUUCUUUUAUGGAUUGUAUAACAGAAACUGCUGAAGAAAAUUCUUCCAGAGCAAAUUCUGACGAUAUAAAAAAAGAUUUUUCAAAUGAGAAAUUUUCGUCUGAUGGUGAGAAAGAAUUAUUGGUGAAAGAAUCGAAACAAAGCUCAAUGAGAGAUAAAUUUGGUCUAUCUACAGUAGUGAGUUUAUGCGAUGAGACUAUGCAGAUUAAUGGUGGACAAAAAGAAUUAUCGAUAAAGCAAUCGCCGGAGAAUUUUUUCCACGAUGAUAAGAACUCAGAUACCCCAAAAAUUAUCCCAGAUUUUGGCGAUGUUUCGAUGGAGGUUCCUUCUUUAAUGGAGAAUUCUUUAAAUAAGACUGUGCAAAUUGAUGAAAAACAUUCUGAAUUCGAAGAACUUUGUUGCAAAUUAACCAAAAUAAAUUUUCCUUUUUCAAAUCUACAUUUCAUGGCUGGAAAUAAUACUACGAAAAUCUUAAAAAACAAGGCUUCAGUUUCAUCUGAAUGUAACCAAGAAUAUAAUAUACCUGAUAACAGAAAUGUUAUUUUUGAUAAGGACAACCAAAAUUGGAAAAAGAAAAAAGGAGAGCCUUUAAUAUCUUUCAAAACGCCAAGAAAAUCGUGUAUAAUGAUACCAAAAUUGCUUCAUAAUGGAUCUAACAAAAACACUCCGAUAUUUACCAGAAAAUCGAUAUAUAAUCGAGAACAGUCUAGUCCUAAUGAACAACAUAUUUGCUCUCGAUAUGCUGCACAUCAUGCUUCAUUUGCUUCUCAACAAUUUGCUAAGGCGAAAAGUAUACAAGAUAUGGAAAAAAGCACUCCUACCGGAUAUCAGAAAUUGGUAUCCAAGAUUCCUUUGUUAUGUUCAAAAAUAAAUGCGCAAAAGGAACCAACUAAAACGACGGAAAAACUGGCAACUGGCGGCAAAAAAAUUAGCUGUAAAUCGCCAUCGCUACCGAAUGGAAGUAGUAUUACUCGGAAAUCACAAGCUUUGAAAAACAUCAUUGAUUAUAAUUCUUCAUAUGAAAAGGUUCUUAUGAAUUUAUUGAAAUUUAUUCUUGAAAUUGUUCCUGAAAUAACUGAAAUGUUGUAUAUUUCAUUAGAAUCAAGUCAUCUAAUUUUUGCGACAGAUGAAUCAGGCAGGUCUCCGCUUAUGGAGCGAUUUAAUAUUACUAAUACUGGCCAACCAAACGUGUCUUCAUUAGUGGGAACUCCACCGGUAAAAUCGUGCCAUUCAAAACCACAGUUGCCAAUGACAUUUUAUGCGUAUAAACAUUUACAAAAUGGUGGCACUCCUUGGAGUAACAAAAAGAUUCAGAAAAAUUUAUCUCAUACUUCAUUGUCAGAAAAUCCGCUCCACUCUGAAAUAAAUCUAGAAGUACCCUCAGUGAUUCCAGUUAAAGAUGAAAAAACUGACGAAAAAACUUUUGAAUCGGUUGAUACACCAACAUUUAUUGCUGAGAGUAAAAAAGCUAACAGUUCAACGGUUGAGUCAAUCACAUUAUUUACUCCAAUCCGUCCAGCUAACGAUAUAAGUCACUUGGUAUUUGAUGGUACUCCCUCUAGCGGAUUAACAGAAAAGCACAAUUUAAGCAGAAAAAAGAAAAUUCUAUUGCCGAGAAAAUUGUGUGAGAAAUCUGAACAACAGCCUGAUACGACUGCAGUUUCGAACAAACCGUCAAAGAUACUUGUGGUAUUAACAUAUAAUUUUACAGUGUUAGGUGAUUCUUUGCAAGCAACCGAUUCUUCUGAAGUUUUGCCAGAAGCUAUAUGCUCGUCAUCCCUCAAUGAAUCAGGCGAUGGAUUAUCGAAUGUUCACGUGGUUGCUAGUAGUAAAAAAAAACCUGUCAUUGCUCGGCUUAUUCCCCCCAAAAUUGGUAUUGUACACCCAGCAAGUACAGAAGAAUCAGGUUUGCGGAGAUCUAAUCGAAAUCGUGUAAGGCGAUUAAGACAUUGGCUUGGUGAAGAACCGGUAUAUCGACGCGAUGAGCAAGGAAAUCUCGAGCUAGUAGGUGUCACAGACGUCGAAAUAACUGAUCCACUUUGUGUGAGAACCAAUACUAUUGAUGCAGCACUCGCUCUAGAACGAGAAAAAAAGGCUACAAUGCGAAGAAACCGACUUCGUCAAGAACGGAAGACUCGCAAAAUGCAACGUAUUAAAGAAUUAAAAGCGAGACAUCGUAUGGGCUUGGAUCUAGAUAAAAGCAUAUUCGACAUCAUAUCCGAAUCGAAUGAUCCGAAUGAAAUAACUAAUUGA